AUGUCACUAACAGUCCCCCUAGGCGCGGGCAUCGGUGGCCUCGCCCUGGCCAUGGCGCUGCACAAGAAAUGUGUUCCCUUCACCCUCUACGAGGACGCCAAGGAGUUUUCAGCUGUAGGUGCUGGUAUCGGCUUUGCGCCAAAUGGCAUGCGAGCCAUGGAUCUGAUUGAGCCUGGAUUCCGUCCCUUGUAUGAGAAGAUUUGCGUAGGGAACAAGGGUGCUGACAAACAAGACAUCUUUUUUGAGGGCAUGCUUCUUAGUGAGGGGUCGGGUAUGGAUAUUUCCUGUGCUACGUCACUUCUCGAUGUGUCCAUUGCUAACGUGCUAUUGCAGGCAAAGAGCAAGCGUGGUAUGGCAAGUCGGCUUGGGGCCAUCCUGAUUUCGAGCGCAAGUCUGUAUGUGCUACAACCCAUCGCCAUUAACACGAGUAUUGCUAAUCGGCACCAGGCGCAUCGCAAGACACUGCUUGACAUCAUGACCAGCUUCAUUCCACGACAAAAUGUCAAGUUUAACAAGCGCCUCGUCAACAUUGAACAGCUGCCAUCCAAGCUUGUCCUUACCUUUGCCGAUGGAGAAGUCGCAGAAGCGAGCAUUCUUGCUGGCGCUGACGGCAUCAAGAGCACAGUCCGCGAGCAUGUCCUGAAGCCGCAAUUUCCGGACCAAGUAGCGCCAGUCUACGCUGAUGCGUAUUGCUACCGUGCUGUCAUUCCAAUGGCUGAUGCCGAAGCUGUUCUGGGCGAUCUGACCGACGUAGCCAAAUUCUACUUUGGCCACAAGCGCUGCGCAGUAACUUACCGUAUAUCAGAGGGAAAGGAGUUCAACUACCUUUUGUGUGUCACAGAUGAGCAAGGCUGGGACCUGGACAACGCUGUUACAGAGAAGGUCUCACAUGAAGCCAUGAUGGCCGAUUUCGAGGGCCCAGGCGUCGAUGACCGCUUCCGCCAACUUUUGGCCAAGGCAAGCCCAAUCCGAUGGGGCUUCUUCCACCACUUGAGGACCUCGACAUAUUACAGAGGCCGUGUGGCUCUUCUAGGUGAUAGCGCACAUGCGUCGCUACCAUUUCAGGCAGCGGGCGCUGCUCAAGGCGUCGAGGACGCUCUGGUCCUUUCGAAUAUAUUAUCAGAGCUUGUCAAAUCAUCGAAACAAGAAGCAGAUAGCGACGCAAAUAUCGUUGCUGGUCUCAGCGCGUACGACUCGGUACGAAGGCCACGCGCCCAGAAGCAGCUGGAGCAGGCAGCUGAGGUUGCCCGUAUGCUAUUCUUCCAACACGAAGAAGUAGGGGACGACAUGAGCAAAAUCUUGCCUCGCCUUCAGCAAGGUCGGUUUGAUUGGCUUUGGUUUCACGACGUGCAGGGUGACGUAGACGAAGCCUUGUCGAGAAUGCCAAAGCGGGAGUAG
Molecule: messenger RNA, 1398 nt
Organism: Alternaria infectoria
Lineage: Eukaryota; Fungi; Ascomycota; Dothideomycetes; Pleosporales; Pleosporaceae
Exons: 3
Coding region: 1-1398 (465 amino acids)
Biological process (GO): secondary metabolite biosynthetic process
Molecular function (GO): FAD binding
Source: RefSeq, a predicted model, not a curated record